ACACUUUAACAUAAGUAUCUACCUGGAUUCACAAUGAAAUUCACUUCUGUUUUAACUUUGUUUACCGCAGCCAUUGCGUCUGUUUCCGGUUACGAGACUACAUCUGAACCAAACGCAAUUGGUAUACUUGCUGAUUACCACAUUGUUCAAACUCCUAAUAUCAAAUCUAAUGAUGUUGCCAACUGGAUAAAUGACGAAACUGUUACUAUCAGCUACCAAAUCCAAAACAACGAAGCAGAAGAAAUCACUCUUAUUGGAGUCACUGGUUCCUACAGAGACCCAACCACAGGUGAAAUUGCCUCUAACUUGACCAAUGCCAGAAUUGAUGCUUUGGUUAUCGAACCAGGUACCUCUGGUAGUUUUGAGCAAGAUAUUGCCGUCAAUUUAAUUCCAGGUAACUAUCUUUUAGUUCCACAAAUCUUCUUGGCCCACGAAAACCAAGUCAAGGUUCUUACUGUCAGAGGCCAAUUGCUUACCAUUGACGAUGCUCCAAUCUCCAUUUUUGACCCAAGAUUAAUCUUGUUGGAAUUGGUCUUGCUUGCUUCCCUCGGUGGAUUGGCUUACCUUGGUUACGACAUCUGGGGUAAGCAAUACUUCCAAGGUGUUGUUCCAGUCAAGGCUGCUGCUGCCACUCCAAGAAAAGGUGCUUCUCCUUCAAGUGAAGGUUCCUCCAGAAGUGGUACUCCUUCCGGUUCAAGCUAUGACGUUAAUUGGAUUCCUGAAGGUCACUUGAAGCAAAAGAAGACCAAGAAGACCGCAUAACCAUGUCCAAUCACUUUAGUGUAUAAUUUUUUUCUGUGUAACGGUGUAUAAGUUUAAGUUUUCUAUGACGAUAAGAGUCUAAAUAAAUAAAUACUCAGCCUCGAUGCUACCAUGU
This is a messenger RNA of Spathaspora passalidarum NRRL Y-27907, 877 nucleotides long. RefSeq lists its product as uncharacterized. Lineage: Eukaryota; Fungi; Ascomycota; Pichiomycetes; Serinales; Debaryomycetaceae. The transcript has a single exon. The record is from RefSeq and is a predicted model, not a curated record. The coding region runs from base 34 to 762 and encodes 242 amino acids. Gene Ontology annotation, cellular component: endoplasmic reticulum; endoplasmic reticulum membrane.